UCUGCUGAUCAGCAGCCCCCAGAGCCUGGCUCCUCUUUGUUCCAUUGUGUGUACCCCCCUCUCUCUCUCUUUCUCUCUCGUAGCAUUGGUGGGAGGGAGCCCGGCGUUCACAUCAAUAUUCCCUCAGCUGACAGAAGGAUGCAGCCUGCACACAGCCGCCAUCCCUGACCGAGCCUGGCCGCAGACGAAGGAGCAUGGCGGAGGUGAAGUGUGCCAACGGGAUGGUGGUGAACGCCGAGCUGGAGGUGAAGAAGCUGCAGGAACUGGUAAGGAAGCUGGAAAAGCAGAACGAGCAGCUUCGGAACCGAGCCAGCGCCGUCAGCAACUGUACCGCCAGCCCGCACCUGCUGCUGCCACCUACCCCUCCUGCAAUGCAUCAGGCGGGCACAUGUUUGUCCCGACCCAACGGACUCUGCCUGCCCAGCCCGGUGCCCACUCUGCUCUGCGGGAGCCUGGGAUACUUCAACAGCAGGCAGCCGCUGGCCUGUCUCAGUGCCACAGAGGGGCCACUAGCUGAACAUUCAGGGGUCACCACCGUCCUGGAUGAAGUGGACAUCCUGGACCUGGAGGAUGGCUAUGGCAGUGAAGACGAGGAGAGCUGGUUAUAUGUGUCACCUUUUAAGAAGCAAAGGCCAUUUGAGACCAGCCUUAGCCCAAGGGAGUGGUGCAGGCAGGUUCUGGAUAAUCCAUCUCCUGAAAUAGAAGCAGCCAAACGAUCCCUCUGCUUUCGACUUGAGCAAGCUGGUCGCUGGAGGAGUCUCUUUUCCACUCCUGUAUCCAUGUCUUUUCCAUAUAGUCCAGUUGCGAGACUCACUCCAUAUUUCAACGGUGUUAAUUCUCCCAGCAUCCCUAAAACCCCAACUAAAGCAAUACUAACACCAGAAAAGACAGGUUAUAAUUUCAAGAGCUCACCUCUGAGCCCACAGUCUUCAAUAGACAGUGAACUAAGCACUUCAGAACUAGAAGAUGACUCAAUUGCUAUGGGAUACAAGCUACAGGACCUUACUGAUGUUCAGAUCAUGGCGCGAUUACAAGAAGAAAGUCUUAGGCAAGAUUUUGCAUCUACCUCUGCUUGCAGUUCAGUAACACGGCAUCGCUCUAGCCUUUCACUAUAUCCUGGAAAGAAAGCACCAAGUGCCAACAGUGACCAUGAAUCUGACAGAUACAGUGUUGAAGACGAAGAUGAAGACUUUGACCUUUUACCUCCACCUCAGCCUCGACUUAGUCGCUGCUCCCCACUGCAGAGAGGCAUUCCUCAUUCCCAGACUUUCUCUAGUAUUCGGGAUUGCAGGAGAAGUCCCAGCUCCCAGUAUCUUAAUUCAAAUGGAUAUCAGCAAUAUAAUUUUUCAUCCCAAGCUCAGACGCCAGAACAAACACAAAACAGAACUAAUGCAGAUAAACUACGUAGAAGUAUGCCUAAUUUGGCUCGCAUGCCAAGCACAGCACCAAGCACUGUGGUUUCCCCAGUCACUGUGCGAAACAGCCAAAGUUUUGAUUCUAACCUCCAUGGCGCAGCAAAUGGGAUGUCAAGGCUGCAGUCAAGUAUACCGUCCCCUGGUCAGCUGCAGCAAAGGGUCCACAGUGUGGGUAAUUUCCCAGUAUCAAUGAGGCCACCUCUGAAAGCCACAGCCUACGUAAGCCCAACUAUACAAGGAAGCAGCAGCAUUCCACAGUCAACUAGUUUACAGUGUAUAUCAAGUUCUGGGAUCCCUAUGCCAAACAAAACUGCAAGUUCGUUGCCUGUAAGAAGUGCACUACCCAGGCCAUCGCUGACGAGUACAGGGGGAAGCAGUAUACCUCGCAGCAAGAUUUCUACUCCACCACGCAGUUUUAUUCAGCCUCCGAAGACUCUAUCAUCACUGAGCACACUGCGAGAUGGAAACUGGAGAGAUGGAUGCUAUUGAUCUGUUUCGAAUGAUGAGCUUACACUUCUAUAAAAGCAAUUUUGAUCAAUGUGUAUUUUUCCCAGCGGGCUGGGUAAAAAUAGUGUAAGACGACACAUCUCUUUGAGAUUUUAACAUUUGUAAUAUAUGUGUUAUGUGAGAGAACUGUCAAAAGACAAUGUAGCUCUUAAAUGUUUGACGUGAAAUGAUAAAUGGAUUUUUUA
Molecule: messenger RNA, 2107 nt
Organism: Nanorana parkeri
Lineage: Eukaryota; Metazoa; Chordata; Amphibia; Anura; Dicroglossidae
Gene: SLAIN1
Product: SLAIN motif family member 1
Exons: 8
Coding region: 195-1904 (569 amino acids)
Biological process (GO): microtubule nucleation; positive regulation of microtubule polymerization; cytoplasmic microtubule organization
Cellular component (GO): microtubule plus-end
Source: RefSeq, a predicted model, not a curated record